AUUUGCUUCUCUUCAUUCAAACCCAUAAUCUACAACAAAAUCAUCGUAUACACAUUAUCUAUCCCCCCUCGAGAACCUUCUGUUCCCGAAAAUUUACUAGUAGUCAUUUCCGGGAAGAUAUGGGUCCUCGAGUCAUUCAACAUUCGUUGUUUCUUGUAUUUUUUCUUCUUCUCGGUCUAGAAUUAAGCUUUGCUGGGAAACCUCCUAUGCAAGCAACCUUACCUAAAAAAAUGCUUCAUCUUCAACAUGACCAAAUAUUCACCACCCAACUAGAUGACAUUCCCAUUGUUCAACCAACAACUCCAACCGGAACACCCAACACGUAUUCGCCGACUCCAGUUCCGCCAACCACCACCACCCCAACCGGAUCCGGAGAUCCCACCGGAUACGGAAGCCUACCACCACCAUCUGGUGCUGGUGCUGGUGCUGGUGGUGGCGGUGGUGGUGGUUUUCAACCAAAUAACCCCACUACAUCCCCAAAUGGCCCCUCAGGACCAACGGGCCCGUCUGGUCCAACAGGCCCGUCAGGUCCCACGGGCCAGACAGGACCAAAUCCAACCGGUCCUUCUGGCCCAUCAUCAUCUGGUGGUGGAUCAUGGUGUAUCGCAAGCUCAUCCGCUUCCGAAACUUCUCUACAAGUUGCUCUUGACUACGCGUGUGGCUAUGGAGGAGCCGACUGUUCCGCAAUUCAACCAGGCUCGAGUUGUUACAACCCGAACACCGUUCGGGAUCAUGCUUCUUAUGCUUUCAAUGCAUACUACCAGAAAAACCCUGCUCCAACUAGCUGCUCUUUUGGAGGAGUUGCACAACUUACCACCACAGAUCCAAGUUCAGGAAGCUGCCAGUUUCCAGCCGGCAAGUCAUCAAGCGGCAUGACUCCACCAACACCACCCAUGCCAUCCGCCCCCACCACCCCCACAAUGAGUACACCAAUCAACCCUUAUCCGACCUCGCCUACUGCACCGAUGGGCGGUUCUACAGACCAGCCAGGUUACACGUCGUUGGGGCCGUCGGAAGAGCCCAGCUCAGCGGAUUCGGUGGCCUCCAGCUUACUGCUGCCAUUGAUGUUAGCUAGCCUGCUUAUGGUUGUGAACAGAGAAAACUGAAAGUCAACGGUCAACUAUGAAUUGAGAUGGGAAUUCACUUGGUCAACUGUUUUGACUUUACAGAGGAAUUCGCCACGUGUCGGAUGAAGUGGGUCAUGUUCAGUAAAAUCAUUGUCAUAAUUCAUAUAUCUAUAUUGCUUUUAGAUCUAGUAGAAAAUAUACGUAGAAUUUAUAAAAAAAAAAAAAACAGAAGUAAUUUAUUGGGUUACUUCUUUCAAUUA
Molecule: messenger RNA, 1327 nt
Organism: Helianthus annuus (common sunflower)
Lineage: Eukaryota; Viridiplantae; Streptophyta; Magnoliopsida; Asterales; Asteraceae
Product: PLASMODESMATA CALLOSE-BINDING PROTEIN 2
Exons: 4
Coding region: 120-1106 (328 amino acids)
Source: RefSeq, a predicted model, not a curated record